GUGUGUCGUUAUUCGUAAUGUGUGUUGGGUAUUACGAUUGGGAUUAUUAAUCGCGUUUUGAAAGUUAUUUUUAUUUCCAUUUCAUAUUAUAGUCUUCAAAAUUAAAAAAAACAAACACAGAAUAAUUUUCUAAUCAUUGUACUCUAUAAUUAUCAUAAAUAAAUUCCAAAUCCAAUUUCUGUCAGAAUUAAAAAUUAACAAAUUACAUAAGAAACCGAACAGUUGGCAGCCGACUGCGUCUUAUGACUGAAGUGUUAACGCUGUGGCUGUGGGUGCAUUCAAUGUCAAAAGUUCGCGCGUGAUUUUCAAUAGAUACAUUGUACAAUAAUAAAUUGUACAAAAAACUCAGUACAAUGCAAGAUUGGAUCAAAGUAACUCUUAUUUUAUGCUUAUUCGGUACUUUACGAGAAAUCCGCCCUUCGGAACCGUUUGUAACUGAAUUUUUACUUGGAGAAUGGAGAAAUAUUACAGAAGAUCAAUUGAAUCGUGAGGUGUAUCCUGUUGGAACAUAUUCAUAUUUAUGCCUGUUGGUUGUGGUCUUCUUAGUAACUGACUUUUUGAGAUUUAAGCCAAUUAUUAUUUUGUCUGGAUUAAGUGGAAUCUCUGUAUAUGCUAUAUUACUAUGGACUUCAAGUCUGGAAUGGAUUCAGGUUUCACAAUUUUUAUUCGGUCUCUAUAUGGCUACAGAGGUCGCGUACCUCACUUACAUAUAUGCAAAGGUGGACUCUGCAAAGUAUCCGCUGGUGUCGUCGUAUACCCGAAUCGCAGCUCUUACCGGCAGAUUCAUAUCAGGCGUGAGCUCUCAACUUUUAACCCACUACGGGGUCAUGGACUAUCGAGAACUCAACUAUAUCACUUUUACAGCUCAGAUCCUGGCGACAUUUUGGGCGUUCUGGCUGCCACCGGUCCAGUACGGGAUAUACUUCCAUCGGAAAGUGUCCAUCGCCAAUCCACUGCAACAAAACUCGAAGGCGUUGGAUGAUAAACAGUCGCCGCCUGCACCUAAGCAAUCGUUCCGUGCAAAUGUUGUGGAGGCGUCGAUGCUGAUCGGGCGUCACGCCCGCGCUGCGUACACGCGGCCCAAGGUGCUCGCGUGGUCAGCGCUCUACGCGGCUGCGCUGGCGCUGUUCGUACAGGCGCAAACGUAUAUGCAGCUGCUUUGGAAACAGAUACAAGACGAAAGCAACGCACCGGUGGCGUACAAUGGGGCAGUGGAGGCAGCGCAGACGCUGCUGGGCGCCGGGGGCGCGAUGGUGGCGGCCAUGUGGUGCCGCGCGGUGCUGCCCGCGCCCGCCGCCACCGUGCAGGCGCUGGCCAUGUUCGCCGGCACCGCCGUGCCCAACGUGUUCGUCUCCUACGCGGGGUACAUCGUCAUGGGCAUGCUUUUCCAUUACACCAUCACAGUGGCCAGCGCCAAAAUAGCUGGCCAGUUAAGUGACGAGAGCUGCUUCGGCUUGAUAUUUGGCAUCAACACCCUUCUCGGCACCGGACUCCAGUCGAUCCUCACGUUGGUGCUCAUCCAAACCCUCGUGCUGGACAUAUCGACGCAGUACUACGUCAUUAGCGGACUGUUCCUAUUUCUAGCUGCUAUUUGGAUAAUCGGAUGGAGUAUAAACCUGUGUCGUCAGAGGAAAAGUAUACAUAUCAGCAAUCAGUAUUAGUAUCAUCACUACUGCUUUUCUUGUGAGUGACGAUAAUCCUUAAAAAUUCCAACCAAUAAUUUUACUGGUUGGUCAUGUGACUGCAUUAUACGUGUUUAAAUUAAUACCCAUUUAGAUAUAAGCUGGAUAAGGCGAUAGCGACUUACAAUAUUUAAAAUAAUAAGGUUAAAACAGUAAUAGUAAGGGAUUUUUGUGUUCAUAAAACCAAACUACUUUCCCCAAGAAACAUGUGUCUAAAUAUGAUAGCGAAUUAAGUAUUAUAUUUAAUAUAUGGAUACGGCGAUAAAAAAAAAAGAUUUUUUCAGCCUUCAUAUAAACUGCUGCGCAGUCACGUGAUCAAUUUAGUCACGUGUCCUUUUGGGAUAAUUUGUUGUUUUAUGGAUACGAGAAGACAACAGCUACAAUAGAACGAGUUUCUACCGUCCUAAAACGUGAUGAGAGUCGCCGCCAUAAAUAUAAGCUAUUAAGCGACUGUUAUCCAAUGAGACUCAUAAUUUUUCCUAUAAUAACAAAAACAUUUUGACUCCCCUAUAUCUAUACGCCGUGACUAUCAAGUAUGUACGGAAAGCUUUAAAUUUUUGUCUUAUUUCUACUCUUUGGGAAAAAAUGACAAUUAUUUUGGUCUCUAAACUGGAUGUAGUAUUAUUAUUUGUUUUCCAAUACAUGAUUACAUUCUAUACAAGUGAUAGUCUUUCUUUUAUAUUCACCGUAAUGUUAGACAAAUAAACUUUUUGAUUGAUAUCGUAAGCUAAUUGUAUUUAUAUCUAAAUGGGUCUUAAUCAUUUAAGAAGAAAUCGCAUUGUUUUUACUACUUAUAGUUAUAGCAUAGUGUUAUGUAUACAGUAUGUUUUAGGUCUAUUGGUGAUCUCAGGCGACUUUUUAAAAUUAAACAAACAUGUUCAAAAUGUAAUUAUAUUGCAUUUUAGAAGGUCUAUCUAAAAAUCUCUGUACGAAUUAUGUAAAAAAGUUAAUGUUAAAAUUUAUAGACUGAAAAGUGAAACUUCUUAUUAUUGAAUUUUUAUUUUAGGCGUACUGGUUAUUGACCCAUAAAAAUUGGUCUUAUAAAUUCUAUAUGUAAAUAAUUAAAAUAUGUAAUUUAAACAAAUUGACAGACAAACUAAUCCUAAAAACAUAACAUAUAAGGCAUUUUUACUUUGACAAAGUCCUCCUUAUUUGAGGUAUUGCUAUUUCUUUUUACUAGUUUUGACUGGUGUCACUUGAAGUCACCAAUAUUUAGUGCAUUUAUUGAUGUAGAUUUUAAAUUAUACAGUAUACACUUUUUAUUUAUCUUAUUUAAUUUAUACUUUUUUAGAAAUUCGCUUAUUUAUGUUACAAAAUGACAUGUAAUGUCGAUAUAAAUAUAACCUCUGUUACUUAGUGACGGAUUGUAAGUAUAUACUUUUAAAAAGAUGUCUUGUUUUUAAUUCUUUGUCGAGGCAAUUUAAAUUAUUUAUACAAUACACCUUUAGUACCACCACUUAAUAUAAAAUUCGCAAAAUGAGUAUUAAUAAAAUAAUAACCUAAAAAAAAUUCAUAACCUAUUUAAAAAAAGAAGAGACGCUUUUCUUUAUGUGAUAUAACGUACUAAGGAAAGAUCUCUAGACUAAAUUGUAGAUAACUAGAUUGUAAAAUCUCUUUUUUUUUAGGUCGACAUUUAACUAAAACUUGUUUUGCUUGUUUCAAUUCAAUAUUUUAUUAAGGGUGCGACGUGUAUAAAAAAAAAUCUAAAUUGGCUCGAAUCUGGAUAUUCUCAGUUAUGGCUCGAGAUAUUAAUUGACUCUUUAAUGGAGAAACAGGCGAUUAACGCGACUAACUUACAGACUGAAAAGACACUAAUCGUGCAAUACGUAAGUUUAACGAAUUGUUCCUCUAGAGGUAGUUUUUUUUUUUUUUUUAGUUUGAUUUAGUGAUAAAACUCAUUGAAUUAAUGUUAAAAAUAUUAAACUAAUGAAACCUUAUUCUCAAAUAGGAGAAUAAACUAAACAGCCGUCUAAAAUAAAAUUACACAUCAUGAAACAGAAAUCAUUAAGAGCAUUCAUAACGAAAUACGAUAACGUCGUAUUUUUUAUGCAAUUGUUGGAAUUUGUACUUUAUAUUGCAAAACCACCUUUUAAUUUCACAAUAUAUUUAUUUUAAUUAUAUUUUUAUACAAAGACUUGCACAUUGGACGAUUGUUGUAACGGAAGAGAGCGAAAGCAAUUUUAGAGUUGCCAUAUAUAGUAUAAUAUUAAAUUUGGUGUUUGCAACAGCAAUUUAGAAUGGUUGUUUGCUAUUGCCUAAAACAAAUACUUGAUAGAAAAUGGAAAUUAAUUAUCUGUUAUUUUACACAUACAGUCAUGAACAAUGUAAAUCUUUUAAAUUUUUCUGAUUGAUUAUUAUUUAAAAAGAGCUCUGAUAGCGAUUUCAAACGUUAAUCGUGUAUUAAUAUUCUUAUAAUUGUUAUUGGAAUUCGGAAUUUUACAAAUACACAUUUAAAAUGUAUUUGAAAUAUUCCAAAACAAAAUACGAAGUAGGUGCAAAGUUUUUAAUCGCAGAUUCAUAUUCAGAUUAAUGUAUGUUAUUAUUAAUGUUUUAAUUCGCUAUCUGAGCCCUUUUUAAAUACCCGUCAGAAUAAUUUUUUUUUAAAUUGUUUUAUGAAAAUUGACAGAUAAUAGCGAAAUUGCCAUACUUCGUUAAGCAAAAGUUAUAUUUAUUCUUAAUGAUCUUUUACCAGUAAUGCUAUUAUCAUCGAAACAGAUCGAAAAUUAAUAAAAAUUUUAAACUUGUACUACGACGCGUCAAUGAAGUUCGUAUGAGCUCUUAAUAUUGUUUCUUUUCGACUUUUUCACUGAUUAUAUUAUUAUUUAUUUAUAUUUAUUUUGAUCAUGUUGCUUGUCUGUCUGUUCCUCUAUUUGAAAAUAUGGUCUUAUUAGGUGUACAUGAAUUAUUGCAAAGCAAUAUUAUCAGCAUGUAGUUAGCAUUGUAAAUGAUCAAAAGUAUAAAUGAAUUUCCCGCCAAAUUCCUAGUGUUAAAUUUUUUAUGGGCAAAAUUGAUUAUUUAAAAAUAAGACAGACAAAAUGUACUAAACAUCAAUACAUAAGUAAGAGUAAUCUUUUUAUUCAUAUAAUGUCAUUUCGAUAUGAAAUUAUAUCAAAUUUACUUACCACCAUGUACCAUUUUUAAAGGAAACAAUUGUCUAAUACAUUUUGUGCCUCUUGUUUCGUAAAUCGUCAUGGCGUCACUUACAUCAACACAUCUGGUCUGGAGUGUUUUAUUUCUUUAACAGUAUUUUGAUUUACCUGAUCAAAUAUUACCUUUGUAAUAAUUUAAAUAAAUGCAAACCUAAAUAAGAUCUGUGCGUGGAUAUAGACAAAAAUUUGUCAUAUUUAUUGUUAUGGAUAUUAAUAAAAAAUAUUUGUACCAAUUUUGGCUGUGGUAUGGAUGAACAGUUUACUUUCAUGUUACAUUGUUGAAAUAUGUAAGUGAAUAAAUCUUAAAUGUAUAAA
Messenger RNA from Galleria mellonella (greater wax moth), 5146 nucleotides. Its product is annotated as folate transporter 1-like. Gene Ontology annotation, molecular function: vitamin transmembrane transporter activity. Gene Ontology annotation, biological process: transmembrane transport; vitamin transport. The transcript is spliced from 8 exons. Bases 354 to 1661 code for a protein of 435 amino acids. Lineage: Eukaryota; Metazoa; Arthropoda; Insecta; Lepidoptera; Pyralidae. The record is from RefSeq and is a predicted model, not a curated record. Gene Ontology annotation, cellular component: plasma membrane.